UUCUCAGGGACCAAGCUGACUGAGAGCCUUCGGCUUUUCCUUAGGGCCUCUCUCUGUCUCUCUUUGCUCCCUUUCUUGAAUUUUUUUUCUGGGGAGGGGGGUAGAAGAGAGGGUUUUGACUGAACUGAACAUUGUUCACUGGCACAAGACAUGGGGACUCUUGUUACCAAGUUGCUUCUCCCCACAAUCAGCAGCCUUGCCUUCCUCCCCACCAUCAGUAUUGCUGCCAAGAGGAGGUUCCACAUGGAAGCCAUGGUCUACCUCUUCACCAUGUUCUUCAUAGCGAUAUACCAUGCAUGCAAUGGGCCGGGCUUAUCGGUACUAUGUUUCAUGCGCUACGACAUACUGGAGUAUUUCAGCAUCUAUGGAACAGCACUGAGCAUGUGGGUGUCAUUAAUGGCACUGGCUGAAUUUGAUGAACCAAAAAGGUCAACUUUUGUGAUGUUUGGUGUGUUGACCAUUGCUGUGAGGAUCUACCAAGAUCGAUGGGGGUAUGGGGUAUACUCAGGGCCUAUUGGUACAGCUGUUCUCAUCAUUGCAGCAAAGUGGCUGCAAAAGAUGAAAGAGAAGAAGGGUCUGUAUCCGGACAAGAGUGUAUACACCCAACAGAUAGGCCCUGGUUUCUGUUUUGGAGCCUUAGCCCUGAUGCUGCGUUUCUUUUUUGAGGAGUGGGACUACACCUAUGUUCACAGCUUCUACCACUGUUCACUAGCAAUGUCCUUUGUCUUGUUGCUGCCCAAGGUGAAUAAGAAAGCUGGAAAUGCUGGGACUCCUGCCAAAUUGAACUGUUCUACACUUUGCUGUGCUUGCAUCUGACCUUCUGACUGUACUCUUCCCCACACACACACUCUCUCCCCAGACCAUUAUUUGACCAUGUUUCCCUAUUGAGAUAUAAAUUAAGUUCCAUGGCUCUCUCUCUCUUUUAUUCUCUCAGGAAAAGUUAAGCUAACAAGUACUUAAAAUGUCAAUGUAAUUCAAACACUAUGUUAGGCACCAUGGAGAAAAACUGUUAAUUUUCCUCUUUUCUUCCAAGGUUUUCCUCUUUAAAAAUCAAAGUAGCCUAGAAUUGACUUUCCAGAGCCAAUUGAAGCCCUCCAUAUCUGUGAAAGACUGCUUCCAAAUUAUCCAAGGCAAACACGAACCUACCAGCUAUCCUUGGUUACAGUCUUGCCCUUCUCAAGGUCAACUGCAAUCCCUCCUUUUUGGACAUCUCUUUUUCCAUACAUCCUGGUGAAAUAUCUAUCUCUGCACCCAUAUUGUCUGAAUGAGCCCUUUGGGAGGAGAGGGGGACAGUCAAAUAGGGAGUGCCAUUGUUCCAAUACAAAGAUGCUCAAUUGCAGCAGCCACCUCCUGACCCCAAAUCGCACCCUUGGCCCCUGUCCCUUCUCCAGCUGAGUUCCAUGAGCUCUGAGUUCUUUGCUU
Antechinus flavipes (yellow-footed antechinus) is the source of this 1422-nucleotide messenger RNA. RefSeq names its product myomaker, myoblast fusion factor (gene MYMK). Gene Ontology annotation, cellular component: plasma membrane. The transcript is spliced from 5 exons. The coding region runs from base 151 to 816 and encodes 221 amino acids. The record is from RefSeq and is a predicted model, not a curated record. Lineage: Eukaryota; Metazoa; Chordata; Mammalia; Dasyuromorphia; Dasyuridae.